This is a messenger RNA of Trifolium pratense (red clover), 906 nucleotides long. Its product is annotated as style cell-cycle inhibitor 1-A. The record is from RefSeq and is a predicted model, not a curated record. Lineage: Eukaryota; Viridiplantae; Streptophyta; Magnoliopsida; Fabales; Fabaceae. The transcript is spliced from 4 exons. The coding region runs from base 130 to 585 and encodes 151 amino acids.
UUAUUUGAAGAGGUGUGUAACUAGAAUGUUUGGGCUUCAAAAUUUAGUUGAAUCUUUUACUUAAUCGAUUGUGAGCACUUUUUUGCUUUCAAAUUAUCUGUAGCUGUAGAAAAGCAAUAAUCAACCGCCAUGGGAAACGAUCGAAAAUCUAAGAGAAAAAAUUAUUCUUCGCAAUCCGAAUCCGAAGAUGAAAAGAAAAGCAAGAGGAAGAGAACGGUAGAUGAUGAGGAAAGGAAGAACAGGAAGAGGGAAAAGAAAGAUAAAAAGAAGGAUAAGAAGCAUUCCAGAGAUAAAUCUGACAAGGAGAAGUCAAAAGACAAGCACAAAAGUAAACGCAGCAAAGGUGAAGUUAACGUGGACUUUCAAGAAUUGUCUGGUGAUGAUUAUUUUGCUAAGAACAAUGAGUUUGCUACCUGGCUGAAAGAAGAGAAGAAUGUGUUUUUCUCUGAUCUGUUAUCCGAGUCAGCACGUGAGUUGUUUGCAGAGUUUGUGAAAGCUUGGAAUAGAGGAAAGCUUGAAUCAAUUUACUAUGAAGGCAUUGCAACUGCGCCUCGCACAGCCCAUAACUGGAAAAUCAAAAAGUAGAUUUGAAGAAAGAUGAGUCAUUUGGAUCCAAUCACUAUAGACCCUUUGUUUAGAUUUCAUUUCUAAUAGUAACUAACAACUGACUUGAACUCAGUAAGUAUAGAUGUUUCUUAUCUAUAUAAAUCGCAUAGUUCACACUUGCAUCAAUCUUGAGUGUCUGUUGUUCAUGGCGGAAAAAAGAAAGUGUAAAGAGCAGAGAACAGAUGGAGUUGAAACAAAAGAAAGUAUAACAACUGAUUCGAGUUAUACUUUUGCAGAGUGACGGAUAGGCAUAUCGCUUUCCCUUGUGUUUAUGUGAAUCAAUAUGACUGAUUUUGUGAC